GUUUCGCUCUCAUUCUAUAACCACCUUGACAACGGAUCUGUCAAAUAGGUUGCUGCUUGUAAACAAACCGUUCGAAAGUACGAAGCGGACGAAUAUACUCGGCAAAGUCAACAAAAGUGUACGAAAUGAUAUCGGCAAUAUAUUUCUUGCCGGAUCUAUAUGAAAGCGACGACCAUUCAACGGAUAGCGAUGAACAUGGUUUAGUAUACGGUUAUUCGUCGGAUAGUUCUGAAAGUAGUAAUGCCAUCCGAGAACCAAUUUCGUUGCAUUUCGACAAUGAUUGGUUCCUAAAAUGUUUCAACGUUUCGCGUGAUGUGUUCAACGAAUUGUACAACAGUUUGGUGCCAGUGCUUAAAACAACGGAAACCCCUACGGCUUUCGAGAAGCUGGCAGCCACUCUACGAUAUUUGGCCAAAGGUACCUGUACCAGUGAUACCGGUGCCGGUGGUUACAAAGCCAUGCCUCGAAAAGCGUUUCAAGCAAUGUUUCCACAAACGAUAAACGCGAUGCAUGAAUUGAUUUGCAAAAGGUUUAUCUCACUAAAACCGUCUAACAGCGUUGAGCAGACGGAAGCUGAAAUAUAUUUUAGAGAGCAUUGUCCCAACUUGCCCGGCGUAGCGCUGUGUGCGAUCGGGACGCAUAUGGAAAUAGCGGAACCAAAAGAAGAGAAGCAUCUGUUCUACUACAAGUAUGGUUCCUACAGUCUUAAUGCACUGUUGGUGUGUGAUUAUAUGAAACGCAUAAGGUACGUUAACGCAAGUUUCUGCGGAUCCUUGCACGACUCUCAUUUAUGGGUAAGCUCGGAUCUAGACAAUUAUUUUGCCGAUAGUUACUUAGCCGCGAACACAAGCUGUUAUGUGUUAGCUAAAUCCAAGUUUCCAUCGAAACCCUGGAUACUCACACCGAUUGAAAACGCUAAGGCCAAGAGUCUCGAGGCUAUGUUUAACGAUCAGCACGCAAAGACAUUCGCAGUAGCGGAGGAAACGAUUUCGCUUUUAAAGAAUCGCUUUAGAUGCUUACUAGGCAAACCACCGAUCCCGUACACGCCCGCCGAAUGCGUGACUAUCAUAGACGUUUGUUGUGCGCUUCAUAACAUGUGCAUUGCAUGUAAAAAUGUAAAAUAACAAGUAAAAUUGUAACCGUGCUUAGGA
This is a messenger RNA of Anopheles funestus (African malaria mosquito), 1151 nucleotides long. RefSeq names its product putative nuclease HARBI1. Lineage: Eukaryota; Metazoa; Arthropoda; Insecta; Diptera; Culicidae. The record is from RefSeq and is a predicted model, not a curated record. The coding region runs from base 126 to 1124 and encodes 332 amino acids. The transcript is spliced from 4 exons.